Leptopilina heterotoma is the source of this 2486-nucleotide messenger RNA. RefSeq names its product (Lyso)-N-acylphosphatidylethanolamine lipase (gene puml). Gene Ontology annotation, cellular component: lipid droplet. The transcript has 7 exons. Bases 160 to 1353 code for a protein of 397 amino acids. NCBI's taxonomy places the organism in Eukaryota, Metazoa, Arthropoda, Insecta, Hymenoptera, Figitidae. The record is from RefSeq and is a predicted model, not a curated record.
UUCAAUAGUGUUUACAUUUAUAAACAUGAUGAUAAACAUUUUUCAACUCCAAAAGCAAAAGUUAUGUGUAAAAGAAGAGUAUCGUCUUUUUAAAAAUUGUUUCUUUAUUCACAUUUGUAAUUAGUAAUCAAUUGUAAGAAAUUAUUAUUGAAAGACCUCAUGGCAGAUAAUGAAAUUGCCAAAUCAAAUGGUUGGCUUUGGGGAUGGUUCAAUGGAUUUAGUUGGUCUGGUUCUUCUGCAACCAUGUUGAGAACAGUUGAGAAGAAAAUUUUAUCUUGUCUGAAAACAGCAUAUCGUGGUUGGUACGUCGAUAUUGGUCCAGUUGUGGGACCGGCAGAUAAAAUAUGGACGAUUUCACUAAAUGAAGAGUCACCGAAAACCCCAAUAGUAUUAUUACACGGUUUAGGAGCAGGAGUUGCACUUUGGUGUCUCAAUCUCGACACUUUUGCCACUCACAGGCCCGUUUAUGCCAUUGAUGUAUUAGGAUUCGGUAGAAGUAGUCGACCAGUUUUUAGCAAUCAAGCCCAUGAAGUGGAGGAACAGUUGAUUCGUUCGGUAGAAGAAUGGAGACGAGAAAUGCAAUUGGAUGAAUUUGUACUACUAGGACAUUCAAUGGGAGGCUUCCUCGCAGCUUCCUAUGCUCUUCAGUAUCCUCAAAGAGUGAAGCAUCUGAUUCUUGCCGAUCCUUGGGGAUUUCCAGAAAAGCCCGAAGAUUUAGGAAAUAGGGCACACGUGCCACUGUGGAUUAAAGCAAUAGCUUAUGUUGUGCAGCCUCUGAAUCCUCUUUGGGCCGUGCGAGUAGCUGGUCCUUUUGGUCAGUGGCUUAUCGAAACAACUAGACCGGAUAUAGUUAAAAAAUUCGCACCACUUUUGAAGGAGGAUAUAAGUGUCAUUUCGCAGUAUAUUCAUCAAUGCAAUGCACAAAGUCCCACUGGAGAAAGUGCUUUUCAUGCAAUGAUGCAUGGAUUCGGUUGGGCGAAAAAUCCAAUUAUUAAACGUAUGGAUAAAUUAGACGCUGAAAUUCCAAUGACACUUAUUUAUGGCAGCAGAUCUUGGGUUGACAAUUCCUCAGGAGAAACAAUUAAGCAAAGUCGAGAACAGUCUUAUGUCAAUGUUCAGGUCAUAUCUGGAGCAGGGCAUCACGUUUAUGCCGACAAGAGUGAGAUAUUCAAUAAACAUGUAUUAGAAGCAUGUGAUCUUAGUGAUAGCAUUCCAAAUUCGAUUUCACCUUCGAACAUCAAAAUAGAGUUAAAAAAUGAUAAUGAUCAACAAUCUAGCAAAUUAAAAAUUCAAAAUGUCAAUAGGAUAGACAGCAAAGAAUCAGAUGCAUAUCAACCAAGGACUAAUAGUUGAAAAUUAACUAUACAUUAUUUAUUUGUACGUAAUAUUCUCCAAUCUGCUUCUCUAUAGAACCGUUUUAAGUUCAUCAAUUUUAUUUACCCCAAAUCAUCACUUGCUAUUGCCUAAAGUUACACUAAAGUUUUUUACACUCAAGUUUUAAGAUAAUGAGUCAUUUUUGAGUCGACUCGUUUUUAUAAUUAAAGAAAGGACAAAUUUCGAUCAACGUUAAAUACAAUUAAUAUUUCAAUUUCUAUUUUUAUCUUAACGAAGCUGUAUAAAGGCUUAUACAGUUUUGUGAACUGUGUUCAAGUCUUUUUUCAAAUAGCAAUUUAUAAAAUGGGGUAAAUACUAAUUAAGAUUAAAAGACACGUGCAAUUAGUUGCAUUAUUUUUCUAUUCACACACUGACAAAUAUAUUCUAUUGAAUCAAGAAUUAAAUUGGCCAAAGUUUUUGAUUUAAUAGAAUAUUUUUAUCAAUGUAGAGUACCUAGAGUGCCUAUAAAGGAAAGCGAUAGGUUUUCCUACUUAUAUUGAGAAACUUAUAGAACACUUUGAUCUAAUUUAAUUAAAAAUUAGUAUUUGUAAAAGAAAGCAAACUAUUACUUACGAGUAAUUGUAAUCUUUCUUUCUGUGUAGCUAUAAUUAAACUGUCCCACAAUAGAAAAACUGCGGUAAUUUGCUAUUUUUUUUAUGUUUACAAAAAAGAAACUGCGACCAAAGGAACAAUGUCACUUACCCCAGUUUUUAAAUUUUAGGGCAUCAAAAUUUCACGUGAUGAUAAUAAUUAAUAUGAACACAUAGAACACUUAAUUAUUGCUUUGAAUACCGAAACAACAAUUUAAAAAAAAACUUAUUUAUUAGAUGGCGUCUACUUUUUAGUAUAUAUUUUAAUAAAGAUUAAUAUAUUUAAUUUAUACAGACAUAAUUUUCCUUUUAAAAAGCAAUGAAAAAUUUCUAAUUUAAUUUAUAUAAACAUAACUUUUCUUUUAAAAAGCAGUGAAAAAUUUAUUAUUAAGUAAAAUUCAUAUGUUGGUAAAUAUCAUAUCUUUGUAAAUUUAAAUUUUGUUAAUUACUCUGUUGCAUUAUUUGAAGUGAAUAUAAGUUUGCAUACAUUGGAUGUAAAUAAAAUGUUUUGUUUGUUAAUAA